Molecule: messenger RNA, 1446 nt
Organism: Triticum aestivum (bread wheat)
Lineage: Eukaryota; Viridiplantae; Streptophyta; Magnoliopsida; Poales; Poaceae
Exons: 2
Coding region: 1-1446 (481 amino acids)
Biological process (GO): protein ubiquitination
Molecular function (GO): protein binding
Source: RefSeq, a predicted model, not a curated record
AUGCUCUAUGCUACAGCUCGAGGAGCAGACGCAGGCGCGCAAGACUGCCGCUCCCCGUCUCUUCCACACCACGGCGCGGCCUGCUCCACCACCGGCGACUCCAUCACCGACACCGCCCGCCGCGCAGCCGCCCCCAGGAUGGCGUCCCAGCCCCAACUACAAGGGGAAGAACCCUAUUUAUCGCCCGCCAAAGCACGGGGCGUCGGCUUCCUCCUCGUCUUCUGCACCUUCCCCUUCGGGUCCCGCGGCACCACCACCACCGUCAUCGACGCCUUCAUCACCAGCAUCUCCGGCAUGGCGUCCUUCUCCGGACCCAUGGACUUGGCUUGUUCAAGCCUGGCCCAUGCCCUGGACAGCGCCUUCCCCAUAUGGCGCUCCUCCUGCGUACAGUGGGGCUUGGGCGCCUGGUGUGCGCCCGUCUGUCGGUGCCCCCGGCCUCCUCGGCUCCAGGCCGCCGCCACACGCCUACACAGCUUAUGCGCCGUUGUACCAAUCUGCACCAGCUCCCACGGCAUCAUCCAUGAACCCCUACGACGCUCCUCCGCUCGCAACCUGGGACGUGGGUGGUCCCUCGGCGCAUCCAUCUUCCUCACCGUACCUGCCGACUGCCUCUACUUCCUCAUCGGCGCCGCCUACCUGGGAUCAAGCUGCUCUCAUUGCCGCUCUGAAUUCACUUACCACACAGGACACAGUUCUAGUUCUCGUGCACGAUUCAUCACCAGGGCUGAUCUGGAGAGAUUAGGUCACGUGUCGUGGGAGAACGGUGGUUUCAGCGUCCAAUUCGAUAUCAUCGUGUCCAAGGAGAGUUCCACUGAGUACGUCCCUGGCCGGAACCGUGAUCGCAUGCCGGUGCCGCCGCCGGAUAUCCUCCAUGAUCUCGGCCAGCUCCUCUCCUCGGGAGAAGGGGCGGACGUGACGUUCGAGGUCGGCGGUGAGAUCUUCGCCGCACACAGGUGUGUCCUUGCCGCUCGUUCCUCCGUCUUCAGGGCGGAGCUUCUGGGUCCAAUGAAGGAGAGCACAUCAAUGUGCAUGCAGAUAGAGGACAUGGAGCCAAAAAUAUUUCAGGCAUUGCUUCAUUUUAUCUACACCGAUUCGGUGCCUGAGAUCGACGAUGCUGACGCAGUGGGGAUGGUCCAGCAUUUGCUUGUCGCCGCGGACAGGUACAGCCUCAAGAGACUGAAGUUGACCUGCGAAGACAAACUAUGCAGUUACAUCAACACUAGCACAGUGGCCACUACAGUGGCACUCGCCGAGCAACAUGCUUGUCCUGCACUCAAGGAGGAAUGCUUCAGAUUCCUCGAGUCCUGUAACAAUAGCAUGCUGGAUCUGAUCACACGGAGUUCUGACUUUGAGCAUCUAGCAAGAAGUUGCCCGUCUAUUAUGAAGGAGCUUAUUCCCAAACUUGCUCGCAAACCCCCUUGUGUAAAAAAAUAUAGCAACAUGUAA